CACGGCCAUGACGUCACCGGUGUGAAGCGGAAGUAGCAGUCAGGUUUAUGGCUCCAGGAUGAGGAUGAGCUGUAUGUAUGGCUGUGGUGCGGGGGGGGGGCUGUGAAAUGUAAAUAUAAUACAUCCAUGAGUGUUUUUGUUUUGUUGCAAACCCUGAAAACGGACAGUUUUAGUCGAGCGGCCAUGAAGACAGUGUUUGUUACUGUCGGCACCACGAGCUUUGAUGAGCUCAUUGAAAGCGUCACGUCUCCAGAGACCGUACAGGCUUUGAAGGCUCGUGGAUAUGAACGUUUGGUUCUUCAGGUUGGAAGAGGAUCUCUUCUUCCAGCUGCUGACAGCUGUCCACACGUCAGACUUCAGGCUUAUCGAUUCAAAGACUCUAUAGCAGAAGACAUCAAGCAGGCUGAUCUCGUCAUCAGCCAUGCAGGCGCAGGAAGUUGUUUGGAGGCGCUCGGUGCCGGCAAAUUUCUGCUGGUCGUCGUCAAUGACAAGCUGAUGAACAACCACCAACUGGAGAUGGCCAGGCAGCUGCACAUGGACUCGCACUUGUUGUACUGCACAUGCAGCACACUGACACAAACACUGAGGACGAUGGAUCUCUCUGUUCUUCAGCCCUUUUUGCCCGGACAGCCUAAGAAUUUUGCGAAUUUCCUCGACAAAGCCCUCGGUGUUCAGUGAAACUUUUAAUUUUACAGGACUGCUUGUUUUCUGUCACACUGACGUUUGAUGAUUUGUAAAAAUAUUAUGUAAUAGUAGAUUAUGAUACUACUUCUUACAUUUGAUAGUGAUCGUACAGCACUCAACUGUUAACCAUUUGAGUUUUUUCUAUUUCUGUAUGCAAUAAUAAUGUCUAAUUACAAAUC
This is a messenger RNA of Sander lucioperca (pikeperch), 863 nucleotides long. RefSeq lists its product as uncharacterized. Gene Ontology annotation, molecular function: hexosyltransferase activity. The transcript is spliced from 4 exons. Lineage: Eukaryota; Metazoa; Chordata; Actinopteri; Perciformes; Percidae. Gene Ontology annotation, biological process: dolichol-linked oligosaccharide biosynthetic process. The coding region runs from base 127 to 678 and encodes 183 amino acids. The record is from RefSeq and is a predicted model, not a curated record.